Molecule: messenger RNA, 1454 nt
Organism: Manihot esculenta (cassava)
Lineage: Eukaryota; Viridiplantae; Streptophyta; Magnoliopsida; Malpighiales; Euphorbiaceae
Product: peroxisomal membrane protein 13
Exons: 5
Coding region: 211-1068 (285 amino acids)
Biological process (GO): protein import into peroxisome matrix, docking
Cellular component (GO): peroxisomal membrane; peroxisomal importomer complex; peroxisome
Source: RefSeq, a predicted model, not a curated record
AGUUAACUACUGGAGCAGCUAAUAAUUUGCCGUUGCAAUUCCAAGAAGGUGAAGGAUAUGGUCAGAGAGGUCAAAACGCGGCACUGCAUAGAGAUAAAAAGCCCAAGGCAAAAGAAAUUUGGCCUUGAUAAUAUCAAUCGCUAUUGUCCCUGUGUGUUUAUGUGAGGAGGACGCUGAGUUAGAUCGCAGCCCAUAAUUUUUCAAUCGUCCAUGGAUUCCAAUUCCCAAAGAACAGGUAACAAUCCUCCCGCUAAACCUUGGGAGCAAGCUGGGACCUCAUCAUCUGGCCCUACACCUUUUAAACCAUCAUCGCCUGGCAGCACCAGUAAUGUAGUUGAGGCAUCUGGAACAGCAAAACCUGGUGAAAUUGUUUCAGCUGCUGAUAGGAAUACAACUGCGGCUAGAAACUCUCUUGGUAGGCCUGUACCAACUAGGCCAUGGGAGCAGCAAAUGAAUGGGAGUUCAUAUGGAGGUUAUGGCUCUGGCCUGAAUUAUAAUUCUGGGUACGGUUCUGGAAUGCAUGGUUCUUCUUAUGGUGGAUAUGGAGGGACAUAUGGUAGUGGCUUGUAUGGAAACAACAUGUAUAGAGGAGGUUAUGGAGGUCUUUAUGGAGGUGGUAUGUAUGGUGGAGGAAUGUACAAUAGUGGUUUUGGUGGUCCAAUGGGGGGUUAUGGAAUGGGCAUGGGCCCAUAUGGUGAUCAAGAUCCGAAUAACCCCUAUGGUGCUCCAUCUUCUCCUCCUGGCUUUUGGAUUUCUUUCCUUCAAGUGAUGCAAGGUGUAGUGAACUUCUUUGGCCGGAUAUCAAUUCUGAUAGACCAGAACACCCAGGCAUUUCACAUGUUCAUGACAGCAAUGCUUCAGCUUUUUGAUCGCACAGGCUUAUUGUAUGGAGAAUUAGCCAGAUUUGUUUUGAGAUUGUUGGGAAUCAGAACAAAACCCAGGAAGGUUCAAGGACAAGGGCCUGAUGGCCUUCCUGCUCCUCGCAACCCCCACGGGAAUCAAAACUACAUUGAGGGUCCUAAGGGUGCUCCAAGUGGUGCAUGGGACAAUGUAUGGGGAGACAAUUAAGCUGGCAAUUUGCGGUUGACAGAGGAAGCAAAAUAGACUUGAGAUUACUAUGGAUGCGAAGCUGCUGGGUUUGGCUAGCUAAAUUAAGUCUACCAUUUGCUUGAAAUAAGUCUCUCUCUCUCUCUCACACACACACGCCCGCGCGCACACAAGAUGGCCAACAUCCACAAUUUGAUCAAAACCUUCCUGCUGAUUUCAUACCAAGUUCCCCAUAAUGUACAAAGGGGAGGGAUCAUUCUGACCACUAAAUGUUGGAAGCAGAAGAUGUUCGAUUAUUGGAAGUGAAGUUGUAACAUUAUAUUUGAAUAAAUGAUUAUUAUUUGAAGCAAAGACUGAUAGAUUUGUGUGCCUUAUAAGUAAAUGAUAUAUGAAGUAUAGUUUGAGAA